Molecule: messenger RNA, 1038 nt
Organism: Aureobasidium musti
Lineage: Eukaryota; Fungi; Ascomycota; Dothideomycetes; Dothideales; Saccotheciaceae
Source: the annotation of a GenBank genome assembly
AUGCGCUCUUCAACUCGUUCUCAUACCCUUCUUAUCGUUCUGCUUGCGUGGGCCAACCUACGCGAAGUCGCCUCGGAGAGUCUUCAAGGUUGCGCCGCGGUCCACUGCCCCAAUGUCUCGCCAGAAUUCAUCGUCAUCUCGUGCCAGGUCCAGGAUCAGGACAGUAGGUGGAUAGGCCUCGAGACUGAGACCAAUCCGAUUGACUCUACAGCUGGUGACUUUACGUGGACUCUGACGGUAGAUCCUAAUCCACCACUUGUCGAUGGCCAGAACAUACCUGGAGUGACGCGCUCGUUCCACCUUGGGACGCCUCCCGGGACGGCAUUGCGUGAUGCCAACUUCACAGGUUGCGCGUUGUUUUUCGAUCGGCCAAAUUGGCAUGGAUUUGUCCUUGAGCCGGACUCAGGAGAUUACACGCAAGUCACGAGCGAUGACUGCUCUUGGGGUUUUGGAGCCGAUACAGGCGACCAAUGCCUCGAGGACCUACAAUCUACUGCCCUGGAGCUCGCCGACCAGGCGACGAGCAGUCAGAGUAGCACCACGAUUUGUGCGAACAUUGCCCAAUCCNNCCUCAACAGGGAGGCCCCAUCGUCGUGCUCUCGCUUGCAACAGAACGACAUCUAUCCCUACACCGUACAUGCAGUUGCUUUGACCGAUGCCGAUGCCCCUGAACCAAUCACCUGGGCAUCCAACGAAUCGUCCAACUGCUGGCCGAUCCUUCCGAAGACGAAUGAGCUUAUCCCGCUGUACUCCUACACCUUCGCAAACAAUGAAAGCUAUCCGUGGUUCGCGUACAGUCCGGUAUUGAGCUUGUUCUUUAACGGAGAGGACUCCGCUUCCAGUACCGGUGGCCGCCUGCGAGAGUCGUCGUUUCAUUGCUUGAAAGCUAUAGACUCUGACGACGCCAGCUUGGCUACAAAGACUGAUGGUACAGGGGAUGACGAUACAACAAAUUCGGCUGGGCGUCAAGGAAUCGUGCGAUGGGGAGUUUAUGUCUCGGCUCUUGCGAUGAUGUUUGCGUUUUAUCACGGCUCUUAG